AUGAAGACGAUAUUCUUAUUGCUUUUCACUGUAUUAAUCACUACUGCAGUUAUUGCCGCAUCCCCGUCGAGCGACGAUGAUUUCCUCCCGAUCAAACCCGUGAAGAAUGUACGCAAAAAGACGAAAAGGAAAUGCAGACCAAGAAGAACUCCAAAACCACCUUCAACAACUACAACACCACCUCCAACAACUUCAACAUUACCUCCGACAACUUCAACACUACCCCCAACAACUUCAACACAACCUGCAACAACAACAACACUACCUCCAACACUACCCCCAACACCAACCCCAACACUACCCACAACACUAUUUCCAACACUACCUCCAACACUAUUUCCAACACUACCUGCAACACCACCUACAACAUUAGUGCCAACAACAACAACAACAACAACAACAAUAACAACAACAACAACUCCUAAACCAACUACAAUUCCAAAACCACGUCAUUGUACCAGGUUCCUUCAGCCAUGCAAGAAAAAUUCUGAUUGCUGUGGCUUCUUAGUGUGUUCAGCCUUUUUGUCCAUUUGCGGAGUGGUCUAG
Messenger RNA from Dufourea novaeangliae, 546 nucleotides. RefSeq names its product integumentary mucin C.1-like. The coding region runs from base 1 to 546 and encodes 181 amino acids. NCBI's taxonomy places the organism in Eukaryota, Metazoa, Arthropoda, Insecta, Hymenoptera, Halictidae. The transcript has 2 exons. The record is from RefSeq and is a predicted model, not a curated record.